Microthlaspi erraticum is the source of this 1059-nucleotide messenger RNA. Lineage: Eukaryota; Viridiplantae; Streptophyta; Magnoliopsida; Brassicales; Brassicaceae. The record is from the annotation of a GenBank genome assembly.
AUGGUGACUACGAACCCUUUCGAUCUCUUGGACGAUGACUCAGAGGAUAUCAACCAGAUCGUGGCGGCUAAGCCGUUGAAGGUUGAGAAAGCGACUCCGGUUCAGCCUGCUCAAGCUGUAGUAAAGGAGGCCAAGAAUGGUCAUGGUGGAGGUCGCGGCGUUGGUGGAAAGCGCGACGGUGGCGAUGGAAGGCGUGACGGUGGUGGUUACAACCGUGCGAGAGUUGGUGGAUACAACAGGGAUUCGAGAAACAAUGAUGCUCCUGCUAGUGGACACAGCGUUUACAGACGCUCGGAAGAAGGAGAUGGAGCGAGACGUGGUGGGUAUGUUGGUGGAUACCGCCGUGGAGGUGAUUCAGGUGACUCUCGUAGGAACUUUGACCGUCACAGUGGAACAGGUCGCGGAAAUGAGUUAAAACGUGAUGGAGGUGGACGUGGCAACUGGGGAACAAGUGAGGAUGACAUUCCUCCGGUGAAUGGAGAAGCCACAGCUGUUGUGGAGAAGGAUUUGCUUUUAGGUGGUGAGGGUGAAGCAACUGAUGCGGAUUUGCCUGUGGGUGGUGCAACUGAUGUUGCAAACAAGGAGAGACCUGUUGAGGAGCCUGAGAUUAAGGUGAUGUCUCUGGAUGAGUAUGAGAAGAUUUUGGAGGAGAAGAAGAAAGCUCUGCAGGCGACCAAGGUUGAGGAGAGGAAGGUUGACACUAAGGUGUUCGACUCCAUGCAACAGCUCUCGAGCAAAAAGAGCAACAACGAUGAUGUCUUCAUCAAACUGGGAACGGACAAGGACAAGCGCACAGUUGAGAAAGAAGAGAAGACCAAGAAGUCGGUGAGCAUAAAUGAGUUUCUGAAACCUGCGAAUGGCGAGAGGUACAGAGGUGGUUACCGUGGUGGUAGGGGAGGACGUGGGCCAAGAGAAGGAGGAGAUCAGAGGAACGGAGGAGCAAACCAGAGGAGCGGAGAAGCUGCCGCACCAAAAGCUGCUGCACCAAAAGUUGCCGCACCAAAGAUUCCUGCACCAAAGAUCGAGGACACCGCACAGUUCCCUACUUUGGGCAAGUAA